Messenger RNA from Neolamprologus brichardi, 1014 nucleotides. Lineage: Eukaryota; Metazoa; Chordata; Actinopteri; Cichliformes; Cichlidae. The record is from RefSeq and is a predicted model, not a curated record.
AUGCAAAAACUUCAAGAGCUGGACAGUGAAAAUGAUUACAUCUGGAGAGGACUGAAAAGGAAUUCCUCAAACAAAAACCCGUGGUUGUGGUCUAGUGAGUACUGCAGGGAGUACCACGAUGACCUGGCCAGUGUGGCAUCUGAGACCGAGAUGCUGCUUAUCCAGAGAGAACUGAAAAAACAUAACAUCGCUGAACAUGUCUGGAUUGGUUUGCAUUUCUUCCCUCUGGUUGGACAGGCAGGCUGGCUGUGGGUGGAUAGGCAGGAGAUGGACUACGAGGCCUGGGAUGAAGGGGGGAAACCAGCAUGUCCUGAUCCCAGGAUGGAGUGUGCAGCCAUACAGUAUGUUUACAUUGUGGAGAACAAAAGCUGGGAAAAGGCUUUAGAUUACUGUUGCCAGCACUAUACAGACCUGGCUCCUGUUAAUAAUGAACGCGACAUCCGCUUACUUCAGGAGCUCUCCGGUGGCACAACUGAAAAGAUCUGGAUAGGACUGAUAAGGAGUUCCAAUAACAAAUGGUUGUGGUCAGGAGGUGGAGAGGUGUCCAGGUUUUUCUGGGAUUUUAAACAACCUGACAAUAAGAGUAGUGACAAUUAUGGCUAUACUCAGCAAAACAGGUGGCAUGAUUCAGGUGGAAGUGGUAAGGAACACUUUUUCUGCUACUGGCCAGUGGUGGCAACUAAAAAAAAAACUUGGGAGGAAGCACUGGAGUACUGCAGGGAGCACCAUAACGACCUGGCCAGUGUGGCAUCAGAGACCGAGAUGAUGCUGAUCCAGAAAGAGCUGAAGAAACAUAACACCACUGAACAUGUCUGGAUUGGCUUGCGCUUCUUGUCCAGAGACUGGCUGUGGGUGGACGGACAGGAGAUGGGCUACGAGGCCUGGGGUGAUGGGGGAAAACCAUUGUGUCCGCACCCCGAGAUGAAGUGUGCAGCCCUACAAGUCACAGGAGGGACUGAAGGUGUUUGGGAGGCGCAUGAUUGUGUGGAGAGGCUCAAUUUUAUUUGCUACUGA